UCUGUCUUCGAGUCUAGUUGAUGUGAUACGGGUUGGCUCCUCUUUUGCUGAUUUGGAAUAUGAUCAGAAAGAUGUACUUAAUUGGCACAUUCAUUGCCCUCCUCCAUAUGCACGUGGUCAUCACUGAUCAAGAAAGCUGUCCAAGCAGAGUGGACAAUCCCAUGGGUCAGGCAUGUCAGAAACCAUGCAAAGAAGACCGAGACUGCUUAGGCAAGAGGAGAUGCCUGUGUGAUGGACAAUGUGGCUACAGCUGUGUUUUAAACCGCAGCUGUCGGUGGCCUGUGAACAUCACUAAUGCUUACACACAGCUGGUGGAUAAGACAUCGAACUUUGGAGAUCGGAUGUUGGUGAUUUGCAAUGAAGGAAACAGACUGCCCAAUGGACUGGAAUCUGGAGUGAGAUUUUGUCAAGGAGAUAGGAGGUGGAGUUUCAUGGAUCCUUGUGCUCCAGUGAAGCUAGGGCCUUCUUGUGAUCCUCCACCUGAUAUAGAAAAUGGAUACUUUACCAAACAUUCCCCGUCUUUCUGGGUUGGAACAUCAGUUGAUUAUAAAUGCAAUUCUGGGUACAGACUUGAAGGCCAUACGACUAUUGAAUGCCUGGAGAAUAUUACAUGGUCAUUAGAAGCCCCAACUUGCAAAGAAAUAUUUUGCAGUCCGCCAACAGAAAUCAAUCAUGGCACCCUAGUGGCAGUAAAAAAAACAGAAUAUGUUGUCUCUGAAGAAAUUUAUUAUCUUUGCAAAAAGAAUUUCUUUUUGGAUGGGUCAAACACAGUUUCCUGUGAAUCUAAUGGACACUGGUCAAAGAUACCAGCUUGCAGAGCAAGGUGUAAAAUACAAGCACAGAGAAGCAGAGUACUGUACAAAGGAAUUAAGUUCUGGAUUAAUGAAAUCCCUGAGGGUCUGGUGCACCAUUCAGAAAUAGUUACAUUUUUCUGUAAGAGCAAAAACCAAACCUGCAGUUAUCCGGCUCCAUCUGAGUGUUUUGACGGAAUUCUCCCGCUUCCAGAAUGCUAUGAGGAGCCAACCUGGGUACAUUACAAUCUCUUCCCAAAGAAAGUUGUAUCUGAAAUCACUCCUUGCUCACAAAUGAACCAUUCAUAACAGACCUCUAAGAAGACAUAGACAUUAUGAAUAUUUUUCUUCAAAUCGCAAGGGAAAGAAAAAGAAUAUGCAUGGUGUUGCAUCAUAUAAGGAGAAAUCAUUUAGCUCUGACUGAGUCAGAAUAUGCAACUGUAUUUUCCUCUGUAUUAGAAUAUGAGAGUUGUAACAGCAAAGUUUACUGACUUAAACAUGCAAAGAUUAUCUCUGGACAAUUUUAUGUAACGUUUGCACAUAGAAAUAAGUUUAUUUAGAGUUGCUUUUAAUUCUCAUAUGCAAGAAUGCCCUUUUGAGAUGUAAAUACACAGAUUUCAGAAUAAGGUAGAGUGAAAAAUAGCAGAACAGGCAAAAAGAAGAAGAAAAUAAAACUGAUUAUGGUGGUAAAAUGCCAACAAAGAAGAGGAGGGAUAAUUUAGCCACAUGACAGAUAAUGAGGCUACAUAGAAAGUCAUGGGACAUAACACGUGUGAAGAAUGGAUAUUACAAGUGAUAAGAGAAGAGAAAAAUAGAUCUAAAAAUGAGAACGAAAGAUGCAGAAACAUUGGGAAAUAAGAGCACAUUCAGUUCAAGUUCAUCUUUAUGUCCUGCAUCUUCUCUAACCCUUAGCUUUUAUACUCCCCCUCCAGAAUCUCGGUUUUCGUCUAUUUCCUUUGUGCCCUCAUAAUCUGAUUUGGUCACUACUGGAGAACAAGUCAACAUGGAUAUUUUUAUAUAUUUGUAAGUCCUGAGUGAAUGUCUGUUUUAUUUUCAAUGUUCCAUACUAGAUGUUGUGCACCAGAAUCUACUACACAGGUAAAGAGAUCAAGGCUACUGCACACAAAGACUAUUGUCCCAAAGUGACCCUGGAUACUCUUGUAAAUAUUUUACUAAUGUCCUAUGUCAAGCAUAACACUCUUGUUAGAGAUUAGAAUGUUUUUUUUUUUUUUUUGAUAACCAAGCUGUGUUUACAUGAAAUUCUAACAAGAUGAUGACAUUUUUAAAGGGACAUGUAUAUGUUAACUUUUUGAGUAUUUUAUUAAAACACUAAUGUUCAUUGGUAACUUUGAGGUUGAUCACAGCCUUUCAGAAAAGCUAAUGAGUUUUCCACAAAAUGCAUUGUUAAAGUCUAAGGGGAUUCUUCUUGAUAACUUUUCUUAAGGACUGUUUAUGACGCCUAUGUGUAUAACCCCUACAAAUGAGUUAAAAUUACAGUUCAACUCCAACUUAA
Molecule: messenger RNA, 2304 nt
Organism: Bombina bombina (fire-bellied toad)
Lineage: Eukaryota; Metazoa; Chordata; Amphibia; Anura; Bombinatoridae
Product: beta-2-glycoprotein 1
Exons: 8
Coding region: 60-1100 (346 amino acids)
Cellular component (GO): extracellular region
Molecular function (GO): peptidase inhibitor activity
Source: RefSeq, a predicted model, not a curated record